Molecule: messenger RNA, 4095 nt
Organism: Sphaeroforma arctica JP610
Lineage: Eukaryota; Ichthyosporea; Ichthyophonida
Exons: 11
Coding region: 1-1302 (433 amino acids)
Biological process (GO): ubiquitin-dependent protein catabolic process
Cellular component (GO): cytosol
Molecular function (GO): polyubiquitin modification-dependent protein binding
Source: RefSeq, a predicted model, not a curated record
AUGCACAUCGAUAUCGCUGUGGUCUGCAUAUCACGUGUGUCGUUCUCGCACUAUAUAGUUAUUGUGGAACGGCCCUUGUGUUGGGAAACAACGGCCUCUCCAUCAAGUCCAACACCUGCUGGUACAGGGGGUAUGGGAUCAGGGAUGGGCAUGGGUGGCUUCCCUAAUAUGGGCAAUAUGGGAAGUGGCGGGCUUCCUGGUAUGGGAGGCUUGGGAGGAAUGGAUAUGCAACAGGCACAGCAGCAGAUGAUGCAGAAUCCGGAGAUGAUGAAUGAGAUGAUGAACUCACCCAUGAUGCAGGCCAUGAUGGACAACCCCGAGGUAAUGCGCACAGUGAUGACCAGCAAUCCGCAAAUACGGGCCCUGAUGGACUCUAACCCACAAGUGGCACAGAUGUUCAACGAUCCAGCCAUGAUUAGAGAGAUGAUGGCUACAAUCAGAAACCCGAACCUAAGGAACGAAAUGACGCGGAGUAACGACAGAGCGAUGGCAAACAUAGAAUCACUGCCGGGUGGUUCAGCGGCUCUCGCGCGUAUGUACAACGAAGUGCAAGAGCCUCUCAUGAACGCUACCACACAACAACAAGCAGACGCCAAUCCGUUCGCUGCGUUUGCGCGGGGCGGGACAAAUGGCGGAGGUACAGGAGACAAUGCACAGCCAGCCCCCAAUCCCUGGGCACCCAAUCCCACGGCACAGACACCUGCCAGCAAUACAGGGGCUGCAAAUACAACGAAUACCUCAUUUGGGUCAGGAACGGCUGGCGCGGCACAAGCGAAUCCCUUUGCGGCCAUGGGAGGAAUGGGCGGCAUGCCUAUUAUGGAUCCAGCACAGAUGCAGUCCGCAAUGGCUAUGAUGCAGAACCCAGCCAUGCGCGGCAUGAUGGAAUCGGCAAUGCAAGACCCACGGUUUAGAGAAACCAUGACUCAGAACCCCAUGGUGCAGAAUAAUCCUAUGCUCAGAGCUAUACUAAACGACCCCGAGGCAACCGCCAUGAUGUUCAACCCAACCACUCUCAACGCCAUAAUGCAGCAGAGUGGGGCAGGUAUGCCUGGUAUGGCCGGUGCUGGCGCAGGAGAUACUGGCUCAACGGCUCAGAAUGCAGCGCUGAUGAACGCGUUCGCCGGCAUGGGGGGAAUGGGGGCUUCAGCUGCGCCUGCGGACGCUCGACCGCCUGCCGAAAGAUUCGCUACACAAUUAACACAAUUACAAGACAUGGGCUUUUACGAUGAGGAAACAAAUAUCAACGCGCUGACGGCGACUGGCGGAAACGUCAAUGCCGCUGUGGAGCGUCUCCUGCAAUGAGAGAUAUGAUGCUCGCAUAAAGUUGGAUUAAAGACGCAUGAUCUAUUUACAUGGGUGUGAUUUCCACGACUUGAUUUCAUUGGAUCGGACGAAGCUGUUUCUAUGUCGCGCGCUACACUGUCAAAUGUCAAUUCUGUUCACUCGUGUUUUAGGGUUCUAGAGUGUUAGCCUAAGCCGCUCAAUGCGUCAAUGUGCCUUGCAUAAAUAUAUGCGUUACGGUUGGGAUCAGAUGUAAAUUGAAGUCCUUUAUGAAACCCGGCGGGUUUGACACAUUGUGACAGAACCGCACGAGAAGGUGGCCAAAUUCUUAAGAGUUGCAAGGGCACCACACCUAUCCGAGGGUUUCAUAUUGUGAAGUUUGCAUAUGCUCAUACUUGACAUAAAAUUUUAUUGAGUGACGUAGAAUUUUCAUUUUAAUACAAGCAUGUGUGUGUUCACGCAUCGGACUACCCAAUACUAUAGGUGUGUGCAACAGAGGAGCUGAGCUUAAUUUUUCAACCCACCCUGAGAAGAUGUCGGAAAGUAUUACCUUCGGUUUAAAUAGUUGUCUUGCUUAGAUCGGAGACGUUUUCGAUCUCAUCGUACAAUUGUGCGAUCUGGCCUUGGUACUUCUUGGUGGCAUUCAAACGCUUCAGUUUGAAAGUGGGUGUGAGCAACUCAUUGUCGAUACUGAACAACUCUGGCUCAACAAUGAAGUCUUUGAGCUUCUCGAAUCCGUUUAACUUGCUCUCCUUGUGCAUCGCCUCGAGUUCCGAGGUCAGCAAAGCGUUCAACUCGGCGGAUUUGGCAAUGCUUGCAACAUCACCAUGGACAUUGUUCGCCUUAGCCCACGCAAGAAUCAGUUCAUGGUCAGGCACCACGACGGCCACAGGGUACGCGUGAAAUGAGUCGCCGGUUACAAACACCUGCGCAACGUGAUCGCACUUUCCGUACAUGGCCUCCAGAUUCUCAGCAGCAAGGUACUCGCCCUGAGAAAGCUUGAAGAUGGACUUCUGGCGAUCAAUGAUCGAUAAAGUACCGUCGGGAUUCCAUCGGCCUACAUCGCCAGUGUGGAACCAACCUUCCUCAUCGAUAGCUUCUUUCGUCUGUUCAGGGUUUUGCAAGUAAGAUCCAAAUAUGUUAGUUCCUCGUUCACAUACCUCACCGCGGAGUAGUUCAUCGGUGGUGAGAUAGUUCCAUGUCAGGGAUGCUGACCAGCUUGAUUUCAUUCGACUCCAGCGGGGCUCCUACAUGGCCUAGCUUCAUAUCGUUGUAGUGAGCGGCUGCGGCACCAGCCGUCGUCUCAGUCAAACCAUAGCCGAUCAAGAUGACAGGGCACACACAGACACGCAGGAACUCGUGAAUAGCUACUCCAAGGGGUGCUGAACCAGUCAGAAUCCACUUGACACGGCCUCCUAGAGCCAUGCUCAUUCGAUCGAAGACCUUUUCAUUGAGUACCGGGGUGUCCUCACCGCGCAUGAGAGCUGCGAGACGCAUGUUGUACGCACCCUCGAAAGCUGCCUCCUUCUCGGGACCGCCAGCCUUUACCUCUGUCUGAUCUUAUCGUAUAUACGGGACAGGAUACGCGGUACAGCAGUGAAUAAUGUUGGCCUCAAAGCCUGGAUGUCAAACACCAGCUCUGGUAGUUUUCUUAUGUAGAAUCCAAUACAGCACCCCUGAUCAAUACACACAGCCUGGAUCACCCGUUCGAAGAUAUGAGCCAACGGCAGGAACGAGAAGUGUAUGUCCUAGUUGCCAAUAUGGACGCGCCUCUUCAAUGAUACAACUUCCGACAUCAUGCACCUGUGGGUAAUUUGCACUCCUUUAGGCUUUCCUGUGAUACCUGAGGUGUACAUAGGUACCGCUACAUCGCCUGCAGUAGGGGGUCAUGUUCAGCUACAUUCUUCGCACCCAAAUCCAACAGUUCUUUUAGAAAAAAUAGCGUAACGCCGGCGUCCGAAAACUUAGCCUUAUCUUCAGAUGUUAUUUCAUCGAAGCAAAUAGCGUACUUGAGGUUUGGAAGUCCCUUUGCGAUCGCUUCAAGGACAGAUUCAAGACGAAUCUUUUCGAAGAAUGCUGCAACCAUCUCGCUAUGUUCCAUCACAUAGUGGACAGAUGUAGGACCAAGUGUAGUAUAAAUGGCAACAGUUGGUAGCGUGUAUGACGAAAGAGCAUGAUCCGUCAAUGUCCAUUCUGCUCGAUUCUUGGCGUAUUCCUGGCAACGCCCAAUGACUUCAGAGCAGAGCCAAUGUGAGUGGCAGUCUCAUCAGCCUCCUUGAAAGAUAUAAAUUUGUAGUCACCAGUGGUUGUGCUGCCAUCCUCAUUCUGCACCACAGUGCGCUCACCCAAAUAAGGGCGGUCCUUGUUGUUAGCAACGGUGGUCUGGAAGGUCUGAUACGUUGUAGUGCGGCCUGGUAUGUCAAUUAAUAAUUAUGCUAGCCAAGUAGCCUUGCCAUCUACGUAGCCUGGAAAGCGGUGAGCGGAAGAACCCCAGUCUGCAUUGUCCGCCACGACACUCUGCAUAGAUAGCUCUGGGUUUUGUGGAUUGGGGAAACAAGCCUUCAACUCUUGGGGUUCCCUCAUUUUGAUAAAGAAUUCGUGCGUUGUGAACAGGUGAUAUUGUUGAUAUUUUAAGUACGAGUUGAAAGUAUUUGGACGACGUACAUUAUAUACGGAAGGGAGUGGGAGAGUGUCGAUAGAGGUUGACAAUGGGUAGUGAGUCCCAGCACAUAAUGAGUCAUACUAAAAUCCGGAUACUGUCCGGAUUACACUUUUUCUAAAUCGAAAAUUAAAUACAAGUUUUUAUUGGUGGAA